GGAAUAAAGACACCUGCCAUGAGGCGCUGGAGAGCCGUAGGUGGAGGGGAUAUCCAGGGGGGCGCGGGCAGGCAAACCGCAAGGGCGCUUCCCCGGGCACGGGAACGUCCUCACACGGCCACUGCCCGUCCGGAGCGGGCGAGUUUCCGAGCAGGGAGGCGAAUCGCUGCGGCCGGCUGCUUCGGGCCGCCGCUCCCAGCGGAAGGAGCCGGCGGGGGGCGCGGCGGGGGAGGGACGGCAGCACCUGCCGGGCCCAGCGGCCGAGCUGCCCAGCCCCGCGCCCUCCUUCCCUGCGCCCGCCCCAGUGCUCAUGCGCCCGCCGGAGGUUUAAAGCGGGAGCGGUGGCUGCCGCGGGCUGUUCGGCUCGGCGGCGGUGCGGGGCAGGGCACGCUGCGGUGACCCGGCCGGCACGCCGCUCUCCUGGGCUCAGCUCCGCGCUGCCCUCGGUGCGGGCGCGCCCCGCCGCCAUGUGGCUCUCGGCCCUGCUCCUCGGCGCCUUCCUGCUCUCCGGCCCGGUGCGCGGCAGCGACGGCUCGGCUUCUACUGCUAUCACCUGCUUUACAAGAGGACUUGACCUUAGAAGGGGGACAGAAGAUGUCCUUUGCCCAGCAAACUGUCCUCUGUGGCAAUUUUAUGUCUUUGGGGAUGGAGUUUAUGCCUCUCUUUCGAGUGUCUGUGGAGCUGCCAUACACAGUGGGGUGAUUACCAACACAGGAGGAGCUGUAAGGGUACAGACUCUCCCAGGACAGGAACACUACCCUGCUGUAAAUGCUAAUGGGAUCCAGUCUCAGGUGCUCUCUAAAUGGGCUUCGUCUUUCUCAGUGACUGGUGCCAAGAACACAGCACUCGAAGCAGUUGGACGGUCGGUGUCAACAGCCCGUCCUUCCACAGGUAAAAGACCUAAGAAGACUCUUGAUAAAAAGGCUGGAAACAAAGACUGUAAAGCUGAUAUUGCCUUUCUCAUUGAUGGAAGCUACAACAUUGGCCAACGUAGGUUUAACUUGCAGAAAAACUUUGUUGGAAAAGUAGCUGUCAUGUUGGGAAUUGGAACAGAAGGGCCUCAUGUUGGGGUCGUACAGGCCAGUGAAUAUCCAAAAAUUGAAUUCUAUCUGAAAAACUUUACUGCUACAAAAGAAGUUUUGUUUGCCAUAAAGGAAUUAGGCUUCAGAGGAGGAAAUUCCAAUACAGGCAAAGCUUUGAAGUACACAGCUCAGAAAUUCUUCUCUUUGGAAAAUGGAGCACGGAAGGGAAUUCCCAAGAUCAUUGUAGUGUUUCUGGAUGGCUGGCCCUCAGAUGAUCUAGAAGAAGCCGGCAUACUGGCCAGAGAAUUUGGAGUCAACGUGUUCAUUGUGUCUGUAGCAAAACCCACAACAGAGGAGCUGGGAAUGGUACAAGACAUUGGCUUUAUUGACAAAGCUGUCUGUCGAAACAACGGCUUCUUCUCUUACCAAAUGCCCAGCUGGUUUGGUACUACCAAAUAUGUAAAACCUCUUGUCCAAAAGCUGUGCUCACACGAGCAGAUGUUGUGCAGCAAGACUUGCUACAACUCGGUCAACAUCGGUUUCCUGAUAGACGGUUCCAGCAGCAUUGGAGAGAGCAACUUCCGCCUCGUGCUUGAGUUCGUGAGCAACGUGGCAAAGGCUUUUGAGAUCUCUGACAUCGGCUCCAAGGUGGCGGCCGUGCAGUUCACCUACAGCCAGAGAACCGAGUUCGGCUUCACCGACUACGUCACCAAGGAGAAGGUGCUGUCGGCCAUCCGCAGCAUCCAGUACAUGAGCGGCGGCACCGCCACUGGCGAUGCCAUCUCCUUCACAACCAGGAAUGUGUUUGGGCCGGUGAAAGAUGGACCUAACAAGAAUUUCCUCAUUGUCCUGACUGACGGUCAGUCUUACGAUGAUGUUAGAGGACCUGCUGCAGCUGCACAAAAAGCAGGAAUAACAGUCUUCUCUGUUGGUGUUGCCUGGGCACCUCUGGAUGAUCUGAAAGACAUGGCUUCUGAACCAAGAGAAUCUCAUACUUUCUUCACCAGGGAGUUCACAGGAUUGGAGCAGAUGGUUCCUGAUAUUAUUAGAGGCAUCUGUAAAGACUUUUUGGACUCUAAACAAUAAAAAAUCUGCUGUUCACUAUUACUAUUUCAAACUAAAAAUCAUGACAUUGAAAUGGUCCCUCUAAAGUACAGAUGUUUUAUUCUUAUAUAUAGAAUAUAUAUAAGAGGAAGAAGAAGGGCUACUUUUUGUUUCUGUAAUCAGCCAAAGAUUCUUGUGAGCUUGUUAGAAGUUGUACUUGAUCCUGAAGUGCAGAAUUUGGCCCACGGUUAAUAUUUUCAACAAGCAUAUAGCAUCCUGAUGUUCAAAGCUUUGCAUAUGGUGCCCUUAAGAAUAGCAGGUACUCAGAGGAAAUAAUACAUUUCUGACACUUGCUAGAUACCUUCUUCGGAGUUAAAAAAAUAUAAUUUUAAAUACAAGGUACUACCUUCUAUAAGCUUUCUGUAGCUUACAAUUCUGCAUCUUUUCAAAGAGUUCUCUGAUAACACAAAGUACUUUCAGUGCUCCUCUUGUGCGACAUCCAUUAUUGCCAGGCAGCUUAAGAAAAGAUAUGUCAGAUUGUAGCUAAAAGAGUCUAUUUUUGCUAGCUGGGGUUUUGCUGGAUCUGGUUGGCCAAUUUUACAUCAAAAUUGGUAAAUUUUAUGCCCACAGCUUUCUGUGGAUCUAUUUGGUUGGUUCUGUUGGCACAGAAUUUUAAAUGUAUUUAGGGCACAGUAGUUCCUGGAGAAUCUGGAUCCUAAUAUAUUAGCUACUACUGCUGCUUUCUGCACCACUGAAGUCAACAGCGAUAUUCCAAAUAUAGCUGACAACUGGAUAUUUCCUGUCUGCUGCCUUGUACUGUCUUGAUUUGACAAAGUUGUUAUUGGCCAGAGAGUUAGAGACAGGACUCUUGGGCCAAGAGAUAAAAUGAGACCACACAGUGGGAACUGAAAGCAUUCAAAUUCAAGGCCAGAGGUAUCUCAAACCUUUAAAUCAGAUUUCAUGGUCAGAAAAGAAGAGAGUAGGCAGACACAUUAUGUUGGAUUUAGUAGUUCAGAAAAUAACACCUUCAUCAUGGUAGUAAAAACAUCUUUAUAGAUGUGCGAGUGCUGAAGAUAAAGAAUAGUUUUCUUGAAAAAGGCUUUCAUUUGAUUACACACCUAGUAAUGUUGAUAUAUUUAUAUGCACACAUAUGUGGCUAAAAUGACGUGAUAUUCACCAAGUUAUUCCAGAGUCCUGGUGUGAAUAACAUACUCCAAGUAUUCUUUAGAAAAUAAAGGGGGCUUGCAAAUAAAAUGUAUAGUAGAAAACAAAACAGCACUUUCCCUAUCAGUCUGGGGUUUCCCUUUUUUCCUCUCCCCCAAUAUUGAUUGUAAAAUUUCUAGUAGUUAUGGAGUGGCACAGAAAGGAUUGUAUUCAUUGGGCUUUUGCUGUGCACUUUUUAAUAACUUAUAACUGGCUAUAUAUUACUCUGAACAUAAAUGGCAAAGAUGCCUUGUAUUUUUCUAGCAAUUGUUAUCCUUAAUUUUGUUACGUGUUUAUAAGUAAGAGUAUUAAGCUUUUGCUGUAUAAAUUCAUAUGCUAUAUCAACUUUGUGCAAAAAUUCAAUUAAUUUAGUUUAUAAACUUUUUAUAGAAAUACAUAUUGCAAGAAAACUGGGA
This is a messenger RNA of Passer montanus (Eurasian tree sparrow), 3685 nucleotides long. It is a transcript of the gene COCH, whose product is annotated as cochlin. The record is from RefSeq and is a predicted model, not a curated record. Bases 468 to 2108 code for a protein of 546 amino acids. NCBI's taxonomy places the organism in Eukaryota, Metazoa, Chordata, Aves, Passeriformes, Passeridae. The transcript is spliced from 11 exons.